This is a messenger RNA of Hibiscus syriacus, 2402 nucleotides long. RefSeq names its product ADP-ribosylation factor GTPase-activating protein AGD3-like. Gene Ontology annotation, cellular component: cytoplasm. Gene Ontology annotation, molecular function: GTPase activator activity; protein binding. The transcript is spliced from 17 exons. The record is from RefSeq and is a predicted model, not a curated record. NCBI's taxonomy places the organism in Eukaryota, Viridiplantae, Streptophyta, Magnoliopsida, Malvales, Malvaceae. Bases 58 to 2379 code for a protein of 773 amino acids.
AGUGAAGGACUUGGGGAGGGAUAUGAUGGGGACAUUGCUUUUGCAAGUGCCCUUGAAAUGUUUGGUGGAGGACAUAAUGACCCUAUUAGUGUGGCUUUUGGAGGGCCGGUUAUGACCAAGUUUACCAUAGCACUGAGAGAAAUUGGGACACACAAGGAAGUUCUUCGGUCCCAGGUUGAAACUGAGCUAAAUGACAAAUUACUGCAGUUUGUCAAUAUUGAUUUACUUGAGGUCAAGGAAGCACGUAAACUCUUUGACAAGGCUAGUCUCAUUUACGACCAGGCUCGUGAAAAGUUUCUUUCACUGAGGAAAAGUACAAAGAGUAAUAUUGCCAAUGUUUUGGAAGAGGAACUUCAUAAUGCAAGGUCAACAUUUGAGCAGGCUCGUUUUAAUCUAGUAACUGCUCUUUCAAAUGUUGAAGCCAAAAAGCGAUUCGAGUUUCUGGAAGCUGUCAGUGGGACUAUGGAUGCACAUCUUCGAUACUUCAAACAGGGCUAUGAAUUAUUGCAUCAGAUGGAGCCAUACAUUAAUCAGGUCAUUACCUAUGCACAUCAAUCAAGGGAAAGAUCCAACUAUGAGCAGGCAGUUUUAAAUGAAAGAAUGCAAGAGUACAAAAGACAGGUUGACAGAGAGAGCAGAUUGUCUUCUAAUGGUUCUAAUGGUUCUCCUAAUGGAGAUGGUAUACAAGCAAUUGGUAGAAGUUCACAUAAAAUGAUAGAGGCAGUAAUGCAGUCUGCUGCGAAGGGAAAGGUUCAAACCAUUCGACAAGGCUAUCUGUCAAAACGUUCAUCAAGUUUGAGAGGAGACUGGAAAAGAAGAUUUUUUGUCCUUGAUAGCCGUGGGAUGCUUUAUUAUUACCGUAAGCAAUGCAGCAAAUCAUCUGGGUCUGGCAGUCAGCUUUCCAGUCAGCGAAAUAGCUCUGAGAUUGGAUCUGGAUUAUUGGGUCGGUGGCUUUCUUCUUCUCAUCAUCAUGGUGGUGUUCACGAUGAAAAAUCUGUUGCCCAUCACACAGUGAAUCUACUUACGUCAACAAUUAAAGUUGAUGCUGACCAGUCAGAUUUGAGGUUUUGUUUUCGGAUAAUUUCUCCAACCAAGAAUUACACUUUGCAGGCAGAGAGUGCACUGGACCAAAUGGAUUGGAUUGAAAAGAUAACUGGUGUUAUAGCUUCAUUACUUAGUUCUCAGGCCCCUGAAAGGUGUCUUUCUGCCAGUCCCAUGGGAAGUGGUCAUCAUCGAUCUGCCAGUGAGAGUAGUUCUUUUGAAAGUUCUGAUUUUGAUCACACUGCUGUUGAAGAUUAUAAUGCUGAGAGAAACCUUGUUAUUGCUCAUAACGAACGCCAAUCAAGGGCUUCACAACAUCAAAGGUCCUGUCUGAAAAAUGAAAAGCCAAUUGAUGUACUGCGAAGAGUUUGUGGGAAUGAGAAAUGUGCAGAUUGUGGUGCCCCUGAACCUGAUUGGGCAUCGUUGAAUCUCGGUGUUCUUCUUUGUAUCGAGUGUUCUGGUGUUCACCGUAAUCUUGGUGUUCAUAUAUCAAAGGUUAGGUCGCUUACUCUUGAUGUAAAAGUAUGGGAUCCAUCUGUUAUAAGUUUGUUUCAAUCGCUCGGCAAUACCUUUGCUAACUCAGUCUGGGAGGAAUUGUUGCAUUCAAGAAGUGCUUUCCAUGUUGAUCUUACCCUCACGGGCUUUUACAAGUCUGAUAAACCGCAGCUGCUGCUUAUGGGAAAGCCUUGUCAUUCUGAUUCUAUAUCUGUAAAGGAGAAGUUCAUUCAUGCAAAGUAUGCAGAAAAGCUUUUCAUUUGCAAGCCAAAAGAUGAGCAACGUCCUCAAUCAGUUGCACAACAGAUUUGGGAGGCUGUUCGUGCCAAUGAUAAGAAGGCUGUAUAUCGUUGCAUUGUUAAUUCUGAAGCAGAUUUAAAUGCAGUGUAUGAACAAUCUUCUGUGUCUUCAUUAACCCUUGCCAAAGUGAUGCUACUGCAAGAACAUUCAAAUGUAGGAAACAAUUCCAGUUACAUCACAGGGGAUUCAUCAGACAGAUCAUCCGCUAGCUCUUUCAACUUGGUGAGUACCAGUGAAGGCCAAACCGCAGACGAUUUAGAUGGUUGUACCCUACUUCACCUUUCUUGUGAAACUGGAGACAUUGGUAUGAUUGAACUUCUGUUACAAUAUGGAUCAAAUAUAAAUGUAAUGGAUUCAAGAGGUCAAACACCCCUUCAUCGAUGUAUUCUCAAGGGAAAAGCUGCACUUGCUAAAUUACUCCUUACCAGGGGAGCUGAUCCGCAGGCAUUAGAUAGGGAAGGUAAGACCCCUCUUGAGCUUGCAGUGGAGUCAGAUUUUGAUGACGGUGAGGUACUUGCUUUAUUAUCCGACUCAAACGGGUAACUAGGGUAAAAAAGAGUUAAAAA